This is a messenger RNA of Theobroma umbraticum, 1717 nucleotides long. RefSeq names its product transmembrane protein (DUF677). NCBI's taxonomy places the organism in Eukaryota, Viridiplantae, Streptophyta, Magnoliopsida, Malvales, Malvaceae. The record is from RefSeq and is a predicted model, not a curated record.
GACAAAAGCUAUAACGAUUUCUAGCGUCGCUCUACUUCUUUUUUUGUUUUAUAAUAUAAAAUCUUCUCGUCAGGCCAUCCAACUCUUAUAUUUGCUAUGCAAUCUGAUGAUGAUCUGAUUCAUCGAAACUUUUUCAAAACGGGAAGCGUUGGUGUUGAAGAACAUGUCUCGAGGGAGAAAGAUGAUCCGGCCAGAGGUGAAAUCAGGCAGAUUGCAGAUGCAGGGUGGAGGUAACUUGAGCGGCAAGACAAACGUGAAUGAAGAGUACGAGGAAGCUUUCAGGACAAAGUCUUAUGUUGAAAUGUGGAGCCAGGUUCAUGGUCAACUGGAAAAAACUAGCUUUGAUAGACUCCCUUCAUCAUCUUCUAUUCCUUAUCAGAUAAACCUGUCCGAGUACCUGCUUAAACCAAGGGAAGAAACGCUAGACAAGAUAGAGAGCUUGAAUUGUCAUCAACUUCUUCUUGAUUACUUUGAAGCUGGCUUGGAAGCUUGCAAUCUAUGUGAAUUACUCCUCCGAAGCAUCCAGCAGAUGCGCCUUUAUUAUCGGAAAAUUAGAAGGGUGAUCAAGAUAAGCGAGGGGAUGCAAGGUUUUUCAGAUGAGCAAUGCAGCGUUAUACUAAAGGAGCUGGCUGGAUUUGCAUCACUUAAAAAUCCAUUAUCGAUUAUCAGUCCAGUGCAAUUCAGGGAUAUUCAUGAGACUAACGUGGAUUUGUUCCAUAAAUUAACAUCAAAAGGCAAAAAGAUUAAAAGGCAAGUGAAAUCUAGAAGAAUCUCCAAAAAAAUAGGGGGUCUUUGUCUAGUAAUUUCUAAUACUAGUCUCGUAAUUUCCAUGAUGGUACUUGCAUUCCACAGCAUGGUUGGAAUUGUAGCAGCACCGGGGCUUGCAGCCUGCUGCUUCGGCAUAAAGAAGAAGAGAAGAAGCAGGUCAUCCGAUAAGCAAGGACUUAAGACAAGCUCGCUCGAAAGACUUGGUGCGCAGCUUGAAAUCUCAGCCAAAGGAAUUUAUAUUUUGAUCAAUGAUUUUGAUACCAUGAGCAGAUUGGUAUGGAGGCUGCACGAUGAGAUAGAGCACCGAAAAGCUAUAGCUAGUAUGUGCAUUAGAAAUGGGAAAGUUGAGCUGCUGAAGGAGGUGGUAAGAGAAUUCUCAAUGCACGAUUCCAGCUUCUUGGAGCAGUUGCAAGAGCUUGAGCAACAUACUCAACUAUGUUUCCACACAAUUAACAGAUCGAGAAGGCUCGUUAUACAAGAAAUAAUCGAUGCCCAACCAUAGUCAGUGCUAUUCAAGGAGAAUGCUUUUAUCGUGCUUUUCAAGGAGAAUACUUUUGUCGUGCUUAUAGAGUUUCGUAAAGACAGUGAUCUUGGCGUAAGUGCCAGGAAGGUUGAAAUCUGUACAAUGACUCGGACACUUCCGCGGCUUUACAAUCAUCAAGGUAAAGGAAAUUGACAGAUCUGCCUCAACUUCUUUACCCUCCGUUUUCCUGCUACAGAGUUAAGCAAUUGCUAGUUAAUCAAAUAGCCAGUUCUUUUAUUUCCUUGCAGAGCCAAGGAUUGUCUCAUUCUUUGUCUUUGUAAAUAUACAGGGCAAAUUUUACUUUACAAUCUGAAUGUAAUUUCUGCAUUGAGAAGUUUGCAUGGCUUAUCAUGCUCAUUCUUUUUGUCUCUGUAAAUGUAAUACCAUUGCAUUGAGAAGUUGAAAAAGGUUUAGAGUUUCAUGUUU